This is a messenger RNA of Tuber melanosporum (Perigord truffle), 1330 nucleotides long. RefSeq lists its product as uncharacterized. NCBI's taxonomy places the organism in Eukaryota, Fungi, Ascomycota, Pezizomycetes, Pezizales, Tuberaceae. The transcript is spliced from 3 exons. The record is from RefSeq and is a predicted model, not a curated record. The coding region runs from base 415 to 1113 and encodes 232 amino acids.
UCCAUCUCAUUUCCGCAAUCUCAUUUCCUCUACCCCACAGGCGAGCCAGCCGAUCGCGAUGAGUGAGGGACUGAUCACAACCGACUUUAUGAUAUCGUAUGUCUUGGUGCAGUACUGUACUGUACUCGUACAUGCCCCCCCUUAUAGCUAACAAUAUCCGGCCCGUGUCUACUCAAUUACUCGAGUAGACUACCUCGUCCUUUCUCUCCUCCAUCCUCCCACCUGCUAUCGCUCGUUUGCUUCUUCUGCCGUCUGUCGCUCCCCUGGACACAAUCUCUCGCUCCUGGUCCCUCGUUGUUCUCUCUCCCCUUUUCGUCCGCUAUAGCUGUCUUUGCCCGGUAUUCCAUUCGCUUGGAAAUAUACAAACAGACAUAUAUCAAGCAUUUCGGAAUUUUUGGGUAAUACUGUAUCGCAAUGCGUUUCUUCACUGUUGCUCUCGGCACCGUUGUCGCUUUCGCCGCUCUCAUUUCUGCCCAGACUACCACAGGAACCGGUCCUCCCCCGCCUGCUGUCACGGAUAGCACGGAGAACCAGAUAAACGUUCCCCCCGGUGGCACUAUUGCUUCUGGGUCUGGCAUUACCAUCAGAUGGACUCCAUCUACUCCAGGCCCGGUCACCCUUAUUCUAAGGAGGGGUGACGGGAACAACCUCGCCACGGUCACCAAUAUUGCAAGUGAAAUUCCUAACUCGGGUUCAUAUGACUGGACACCAUCAGAAUCUCUGCCUGUUGGCGAUGACUACUCCAUCCAAAUCAUCUCUGGAAGUGCUUCCAACUACUCCCCCAAGUUUGGAAUUGGCCCGCCAGUUUCAACUUCGUCAUCUUCGACAUCCACUACUACCAGCACCGGGAGUUCUUCAACCUCUUCGUCAAGCUCCAGCAGCUCUUCGACCAUCACGUCGAGCUCCUCUUCCAGCAGCGCCACUACAAGCGCUACCUCAAGCGGAGCUAACACAACCAUCUCCUCGACCUCGCGCACUUCAUCUCGUAGCAUCCCAACCUCCACCAGUUCUGGCGCCACCGGGGGUGCAACUAGCACCAACGGUGCCGCACAGGUUGUGUCUCCUCUCGCCUUGGUCUUUUUCAUUGCCGCCGGAAUCGCUUAUCUCAACUGAGAGAGUUGCGCACUUGAAGUUGUUAAAACAUUUCUAAACGCGGAAGGGUUGCUUGGUGCUGUAAUUCUUAGGCUGGGUUUAAUGGGUUGUAUGAUGGUAUUAGAAUAGUACGUUUGUUGGAGUAGUGGAAAGGAGAUGUGGGGUUUCAUAAGGUUCGCACAAGCACAUGGUGAUUAUGUCUGGCUGGAAAUAUUAUGGUAUGAUGUAUAAGGAAGUA